UUGUAUAAAUUAACUAUUUAUUAGAGCUAACUUCACUUUUCCCAACUAAUCAGAUAUUUGAUGCUCCAUGGUGGUGCAGUAGGCCCUAUGUGGGCUUUCAGACUGAGGCAGAAAGGCCAUUUUUUCAAUGGUAUGACUGAAUGAAACCAGAUGUCACCAUCUGCUGCUAGAAACCUAGUACUGCAAUGGAAACACCACGUGACUAUUGCGGAACAAUAACAAACGUGAAAAUUGAUUUGCUGCAGUUAAGAAGCCCUGGUCGAAAUUAUGGCUGAUGAGUAGAUGUCUUGUGACUGGACGACACAGUCACUUCCCUGAAGAAAUGCCCCUCGUCAAGCAGCAGUUAAGGUCGUAAUAAUUAUAAUUUUUAAACUGAUGUAUGCGAUGUAUGGAACAUGGUUAGUUCUCCUUAUACUUUCCCAAACUCAUGGACAAUGUAUGUGCCAAAAUCGUAGCACAAACUUCAGACCCAACAUUGUGAUGGUGAUGUCUGAUGCAUUUGAUGGGCGGCUGACCUUUGACCCUGGGAGUAGGGUGGUCCAGUUACCAUACUUAAACUACCUCCGGGAGCUAGGCACUGUCUUCCUCAAUGCCUACACCAAUUCUCCAAUCUGUUGUCCCUCAAGAGCAGCUAUGUGGAGUGGUCGCUUUGUCCAUUUAACUGAGUCCUGGAAUAAUUAUAAGUGCCUGGACCCCAAUGCCACAACGUGGAUGGACCUGCUCCAACAGAAUGGCUAUAACACAUUGAGUGUUGGGAAGCUGGACUACACUUCAGGAAGUCACUCUGUCAGUAAUCGUGUGGAGGCAUGGACGCGAGAUGUGCCUUUCCUUCUGCGGCAAGAGGGCCGGCCAGUAACAGACCUGGUUGGGGAUGCGUCCACAACGAGAGUCAUGACCAAGGACUGGAGAACCACAGACAUUGCCACCCAGUGGAUCCGCCACAAAGCUGCGCCUCUCUCCCAGCCUUUCGCCCUCUACCUGGGCCUGAACCUGCCACACCCCUACGUCACAGACUCCUUGGGGCCCAACGCUGGGGGGUCCACCUUCCGCACCUCUCCUUACUGGCUCGAAAAGGCACGUUCUCUUCAGGCCAUUCCAGAAGUGAUGCCUGAAUUAAUCUCUGUUCCAAAAUGGCUGCCGUUGUCCGACAUGCACCCUGUGGACUACUACUCCACCUUCACCAAGAACUGCAGUGGGAACUUCACAGAGCAGGAGGUCAGAAAGAUACGGGCCUUCUACUAUGCUAUGUGUGCUGAAACAGAUGCCAUGCUGGGCCAGGUGAUCUCAGCUCUGCGGGACACAGGCUUGCUGGACACCACAGUGCUGCUCUUCACAUCUGACCACGGUGACCUGGCCAUGGAGCACCGACAGUUCUACAAGAUGUCCAUGUUUGAGGGCAGCUCCCAUAUCCCCCUGCUCACCAUGGGGCCUGGGGUGAAGUCUGGCCUGCAGCUGAGUCAGCCAGUGUCUUUGGUGGACAUCUAUCCCACUGUGCUGGAGAUGGCAGGCUUAGCGGUGCCAGGUGGCACUAGUGGUCAUUCUCUCCUGCCUUUGCUGUCCCAAUCUGCAGCCCGGCCCGCCCGGACUCGCCCAGACUGGGUAUUGAGUGAAUACCACGGCUGCAAUGCCAACGCCUCCACCUAUAUGUUGAGGGAGGGCCGGUGGAAGUACAUUACCUAUGCAGAUGGUCUGAGUGUCCCCCCGCAGCUAUUCGACCUAACAGUGGACAAAGAGGAGCUUCACAAUGUGGCGUCCAAAUUCCCUGAUGUGUGUCGUCACCUGGACAAGCUGCUGCGCAGCACAGUAGACUACCCUCAAGUCUCUAAGGCAGUCCGUCUCUACAAUAAGCAACAGUUUGCUGCAUGGCGCAAGAGCCUUGGUGAUAAUUAUACCCAAGUCAUCGCAAACCUGCGGUGGCAUCUGGACUGGCAAGAGGAUGUGGACAACAAUGAGAAAGCCAUCGAUGAGUGGCUCAUGAUAUCUGGGUUCUCUUCUGAAAAGCUCAAAUUAUCAGUGUUUUAACUGGCCUGCUAUACUAGAAAAGCACCUAAAUAAAGAUGUCAUGCCAAACAUGACUACCAGUAGCUGCACGAUCCACAACAGUGCUGCAAACUGGACAGAUAAUUCUGGUCGAAAUGUGAGAGAACGCACCCCAUAGUCAAUGCAUAAUUAUAAUUCACUUGUUUCUUUAUUGUUUAUUUACUCUGGUAAGAUUGUGGGUGGCAGGUAGCCUAACGGUUAGAGUGUUGGGUUAGGAACCGAAAGGUCGCUGGUUUGAAUACCCGAGGUGU
Molecule: messenger RNA, 2291 nt
Organism: Coregonus clupeaformis (lake whitefish)
Lineage: Eukaryota; Metazoa; Chordata; Actinopteri; Salmoniformes; Salmonidae
Gene: arsk
Product: arylsulfatase family, member K
Exons: 8
Coding region: 376-2022 (548 amino acids)
Source: RefSeq, a predicted model, not a curated record